Messenger RNA from Anguilla rostrata (American eel), 2299 nucleotides. It is a transcript of the gene idh1, whose product is annotated as isocitrate dehydrogenase (NADP(+)) 1. The coding region runs from base 274 to 1596 and encodes 440 amino acids. Gene Ontology annotation, cellular component: peroxisome; cytosol; mitochondrion. The transcript is spliced from 9 exons. Gene Ontology annotation, biological process: NADP+ metabolic process; isocitrate metabolic process. The record is from RefSeq and is a predicted model, not a curated record. Gene Ontology annotation, molecular function: NAD binding; isocitrate dehydrogenase (NADP+) activity; magnesium ion binding. NCBI's taxonomy places the organism in Eukaryota, Metazoa, Chordata, Actinopteri, Anguilliformes, Anguillidae.
CAGCCGGUGGGAAAUGAUAGCACGGGGGUAGAAUUUAAACUGAAGUGUUCGGGUUCGGAGAGGAGGUGCUCGGCUGUGUUUCCUUCAAUGAAUAGACCGAGGAAGUUGCAGUCACGAGCGAACCUGCGAAUAGGAACAGGUUACGAGGGGACAGAAUCUGUAAAUUUAGCUCGAAACAGCCUGCUGAAACGGGACAUUAGCCUACGUCUAAACGAUUCCCUCCGCUAUUGCCGAUGACUAAACAAAUUUUAAGGAGGCAGAGUUGAAAAGUUUAUGGCCCCCCCUCCCCCAUCCAUUAUCCAAGCGGAAAUGCUGAACGUGGCUCACCGCCUGCGCUUCGGAGGCGCGGAGAUGUCCAAGAAGAUCCAGGCCGGCUCGGUGGUGGAGAUGCAGGGAGACGAGAUGACCAGAGUCAUCUGGGAGCUCAUCAAGGAGAAGCUCAUCUUCCCUUACGUCGAAAUGGACCUGCACAGCUUCGACCUGGGCAUGGAGAACCGUGACGCCACGGACGACCGGGUGACGGUGGAGGCGGCGGAGGCGGUGCGGCGCCACAGCGUGGGCAUCAAGUGCGCCACCAUCACGCCCGACGAGAAGCGCGUGGAGGAGUUCGGGCUGAAGCAGAUGUGGAAGUCGCCCAACGGCACCAUCCGCAACAUCCUGGGCGGGACGGUGUUCCGCGAGGCCAUCAUCUGCAAGAACAUCCCCCGCCUGGUGCCCGGCUGGCUAAAGCCCAUCAUCAUCGGCAGACACGCCCACGGGGACCAGUACAAGGCCACGGACUUCGUGGUGCCCGGCCCGGGGAGGGUGGAGAUGACCUACACCCCCAAGAGCGGCGAGCCCGUCACCUACGUCAUCCACGACUUCGAAGGCACCGGGGGCGUGGCUCUGGGGAUGUACAACACGGACCGGUCCAUCCGGGACUUCGCCCACAGCUCCUUCCAGAUGGGCCUGACCAAGGGCUGGCCGCUCUACCUCAGCACCAAGAACACCAUCCUGAAGAAGUACGACGGCCGCUUCAAGGACAUCUUCCAGGAGAUCUACGAGAAGGAGUACUGUGCUAAGUUUGAGGAGAAGGGCAUCUGGUACGAACACAGGCUGAUCGAUGACAUGGUGGCCCAGGCCAUGAAGUCGGAGGGCGGCUUCAUCUGGGCCUGCAAGAACUACGACGGGGACGUGCAGUCCGACUCCGUGGCCCAGGGGUACGGGUCUCUGGGCAUGAUGACCAGCGUGCUGAUCUGUCCCGACGGCAGAACUGUGGAGGCUGAGGCGGCCCACGGCACCGUCACCCGCCACUACCGCCAACAUCAGCAGGGCAAGGAGACCUCCACCAACCCCAUCGCGUCCAUCUUUGCGUGGACCCGGGGCCUGGCCCACCGCGCGGAGCUGGACGGGAACGCGGAGCUGCGCGUGUUCGCCCAGGCUCUGGAGGCCGUCUGCAUCGAGACCAUCGAGGCCGGCUCCAUGACCAAGGACCUGGCUGCCUGCAUCAAGGGCCUGCCCAAUGUCACGCGUUCAGAUUAUCUGAACACCUUUGAAUUCUUGGACAAGCUGGCGGAGAACCUGAAGAUUAAACUGUCGAGCCACCCCAAACUGUGAUUCCUUUCCACACGUCUUACACUGGCACACACACACACACACACACGUGCACACACACACACACACACAGUCACAAACGAAUUGACACCGCAGCAUUCUCAACACCUGCUGGCCCCUUCAAUCCAGGACUUUGACUGGCAUCAGACUGCAGUGGACCUGUUCCGUCCCAGACCAGAAGCUCAGAGCAGCUCUCCAGUGAGAACCCGGACCCCCGGACCCCCCUCCCUCCCUCCCUCUGGGACAGGGCGUGUACAGCAGGGUGGACAGCACGGCCUGUGUAUUGCAGAAGCAUGGCCUGGCUGCCUAAAACACCGUCCCUGGAAAGGUUCUAGAGCAGUCUGCAGACGCUUGCAUUCACCGCCAUUUGCAUUAGCGGCUCCUGGCUGUGACUGUGAGGACUAUCGCUGUAGUAUCCCGUUACCUCUUUUUGUAUUUUUUUGUUGUGACUACUGGUGUGUUAUGUAAAAUGUGCCCCCCCACCUCACUGAAGCAGGACUGUAUCUGUACACACAAAAAAGAAUUGUCUCUUUUUUACAUAACAGCUGACUGUUUUAUUAUUUGUUAACCUUUUGAGCUGGAAGGUCACAUGUAUGUGAUUGGAAUGUUCUUAACUGAACAUUCUACUGCUGAUGUCGCAAUCACCACUGGUGAUUGAAAGCAGUGGAGUUCUAGAACACUGACUUAGAAUUUUGAAGAACAAAAA